Molecule: messenger RNA, 636 nt
Organism: Fraxinus pennsylvanica
Lineage: Eukaryota; Viridiplantae; Streptophyta; Magnoliopsida; Lamiales; Oleaceae
Source: the annotation of a GenBank genome assembly
AUGGAUAAAUCUAAAUUGCUACGUAUUCCUGGUUUGUUCGUGGGUCACACCUCUGGUUCUCUUUUUGAUACCCGUGAUGUUGGAGCUCAAGUAUCUCCAUUGUCCCGAAUCAAAAUUUCUAGAUUCAACUUAUUCUCUUAUCUUCUUUUCCAGCAAGCUUGGCUAGGCUUAAGGGAGAAAAAAAAAAGUACUGGUAAGACAUAUACUGUGGAAGGAACACCAGAAAAUAGAGGGGUAAACUACAGGACUUUGGAGGAGCUUCUUGAAGCUUAUAAUGAGACGAGAAGUAUCAUGACGUUUGAGCUGAAUGUUAGCAUGUUAGAGGUGUACAAUAGAAACAUAAAGGAUCUCCUUGUUGAGAACGUCAACCAAUCUGUUGUGAAGACCCCUGUCUUUGAUGGUUACCAUGUGUGCAUAUUAGCAUAUGGGCAAACAGGUACUGGUAAGACAUAUACUGUGGAAGGAACACCAGAAAAUAGAGGGCUAAACUACAGGACUUUGGAGGAGCUUCUUGAAGCUUAUAAUGAGACGAGAAGUAUCAUGACGUUUGAGCUGAAUGUUAGCAUGUUAGAGGUGUACAAUAGAAACAUAGAGGAUCUCCUUAUUGAGAACUUCAACCAAUCUGUUGUGAAGUAA